AUGAUUCGCUUCUCAUUCUCUCUUCUUUCUCUCUUCUUUCUCCUUUCUUUCUCUUUACUUUCUCUUCUCUUUCUCUUAUCUUUCGCUUCUAUUUCUCUCUUCUUUCUCUUUUCUUUCUCCUUUCUUUUUCUUCUUUUCUUUCCUUUCUUUCUCCUUUCUUUUCCUUUCUUUCUCUUAUCUUUCGAUUCUAUUCUUUUCUUUUCUCUUCUUUUCUUUUCUUUUUUUCUCUUUUCUUUCUCUUUUCUUUUUCUUGUCUUUCCUCUUUCUUUCUUUCUCUUCUUUCUCUUUUUUCUUUUCUCUUCUUUUCUUUCUCUUUUCUUUUCUCUUUUCUUUUCUUUCUUUCUCUUUUCUUUUUCUUGUCUUUCGCUUCUCUUUCUCUUCUUUCUCUUUUCUUUCUUUUCUUUCUCUUUUCUUUCUCUUUUCUUUCUCCUUUCUUUCUCUUAUCUUUGGCUUCUCUUUCUCCUUUCUUUCUCUUUUCUUUCUCCUUUCUUUCUCUUAUCUUUGGCUUCUCUUUUCUUUCUCUUUUCUUUCUCUUUUCUUUCUCUUUUCUUUCUCUCUCUUCUUUCUCUUAUCUUUUCUUUUCUUAUCUUUCUUUCUCUUCUCUUUCUCUUCCUUUCUUUCUCUUUUCUUUCUUUUCUUUCUCUCUUUGAUUUUCUCUUCUCAUUCUCUUUUCUUUCUCUUUUUCUUUCUCUUUCUUUCUCUCUAUUUUCUUUUCUUUUCCUCUUUACUUUCUCUUCUCUUUCUCUUAUCUUUCGCUUCUCUUUCUCUCUUCUUUCUCCUUUCUUUCUCCUUUCUUUCUCUUAUCUUUCUCCUUUCUUUAUUCUCUUUCUUUCUUUUCUUUUCUUUCUUCUUCUUUCUCUUUUCUUUCUCUUUUUUUUCUUUUCUUUUCUUUCUCUUUUUUUUUUUUUCUCUUUCUCUUCUUUCUUUCUCUUUUCUUUUCUUUCUUUCCUUUCUUUUUUCUUUUCUUUCUCCUUUCUUUUUCUCUUAUCUUUGGCUUUUCUUUCUUUCUCUCUAUUCUUUCUUUUUCUUUCUUUCCUUUCUUUCUCUUUCUUUAUCUUUGGCUUCUCUUUCUCCUUUUUUCUUUCUCUUUUCUUUCUUUCCUUUUCUUUUUGGCUUCUCUUUCUCUUUCUUUCUCUUUUCUUUCUCCUUUCUUUUUCUCCUUUUUUCUUUCUUGGCUUCUUUUUUCUUUCUCCUUUCUUUUCUUUCUUUCUUUCUCUUUGGCUCUUUCUCUUUCUCUUUUCUUUCUCUUUUUUCUUUCUCUUUUCUUUUCUUUCUCUUUUCUCUUCUUUCUCUUCUUUCUCUCUUUCUCUCUUUCUUUCUCUUUUUCUUUCUUCUCUUUCUUUUAUCUUUUCUUCUCUUUCUCCUUUCUUUUUCUUCUUUUCUUUUCCUUUCUUUCUUUCUUUCUCUUCUUCUCUUUCUCUCUUUUUCUCUUUCUUUUUUUCUUUCUCUUUUCUUUUCCUUUCUUUCUUAUCUUUUUUAUUCUUUUUCUUUCUCCUCUUCUUUCUUUUCUUUCUCCUUUUUUCUCCUUUUCUUUCUUUCUCUUACCUUUGGCUUUCUUUCUCUUUUCUUUCUCUUUCUUUCCUUUCUUUCUCUUUUCUUUCUUUCCUUUUUCUUUUCUCUUUUAUCUUUGGCUUCUCAUUUCUCUUCUUUCUUUCUCCUUUCUUUCUUCUCUUUUCUUUCUCCUCUUUUCUUUUUCUCUUUUCUUUGGCUUCUCUUUCUCCUUUCUUUUCUCUUUUUCUUUCUCCUUUCUUUCUCUUUUCUUUCUCUUUUUCUUUUCUUCCCUUUCUCUCUUCUUUCUCUUUUCUUUUCCUUUCUUUUCUUUCUCCUUUCUUUCUCUUAUCUUUCUUUUCUUUCUCUUUCUUUCUCUUUUCUUUCUCCUUUCUCUUUUCUUUUCUCCUUUCUUUUCUCUUACCUUUCUUUUUCUCCUUUCUUUCUUUUUCUUUUCUUUUUCUCUCUUUUCUUUCUCCUUUCUUUCUCUUUUCUUUCUCUUUUGGCUUUUCUCUCUUCUUUUCUUUCUCUUUUCUUUCUCUUUUCUUUCUCUCUUUGGCUUCUCUUUUCUUUUCUCUUUCUUUCUCUUAUCUUUUCCUUUCUUUUCUUUUUCUCCUUUCUUUCUCUUAUCUUUGGCUUUCUCUUUCUUUCCUUUCUUUUUUUUCUUUCUUCUUUUCUCCUUUUCCUUUUUUCUCCUAUCUUUUUUUUCUCCCUUUUUCUCUCUUCUUUCUCCUUUCUUUCUCUUUUCUUUCUCUUCUCUUUCUCUCUUCUUUCUCCUUUCUUUCUCUUAUUUUUGGCUUCUCUUUCUCUCUUCUUUCUCUUUUCUUUCUCCUUUCUUUCUCUUUUCUUUCUCUUUUCUUUCUCUUAUCUUUUCCUUUCUUUUUCUUUCUUUCUUCUCUUUCUCUCUUCUUUCUCUUUUCUUUCUCUUUGGCUUCUCUUUCUCUCUUCUUUUUCUCUUCUUUUCUUUCUCUUUCUUCUUUCUUCUCCUCUUUUUCUUUCUCUUUUCUUUCUCCUUUCUUUUCUCUUUGGCUCCCCUUUUUCUUCUUUCUCCUUUCUUUCUCUUUUCUUUCUUCUCUUUUCUUUCUUUCUCUUUUCUUUCUUUUUUGGCUUCUUCUUUCUUUUUCUUUCUCUUUCUUUCUCUUUUCUCUUUCUCCUUUCUUUCUUUCUUUUCUCUUUCUCUUUUCUUUCUCUUAUCUUUUUUUUCUUUUCCUUCUUUCUCUUUCUUCUUUCUUCCUUUUCUCUUAUCUUUCUCUUUCUUUCUCUUUCUCUCUUCUUUUCUCUUCUUUCUUUUCUUUCUCUUUUUUUUUCUCUUUGGCUUUCUCUUUUCUCUCUUUUCUUUCUUUCUCCUUUCUUUCUCUUAUCUUUCUCUCCUCUUUUCUCCUUUUCUUUCUCUUUUCUUCUCUUUGGCUUUCUUUCUUCUUCUUUCUUCUCCUUUCUCUUUCAUCUUUCUCCUUUCUUUCUCUUAUCUUUGGCUUCCCUUUCUCUUUUCUUUUUCCUUCUUUCCCCUUUUCUCCUCAUUCUUUUUUUCUGCUUCAAUUAUUUCUUUUCCUCUAUUUCCCUCUCUUUUCUAAAAGUUACCCACAAUCUGUUCCAUUGCUUCCACCCACCGAUUGCAAAUAUCGUGGCAGGGAUUGGCAAAGGUCAUUUUUUUCCGCAGUUUGUUGUUACCCUGUCGUUUAUAAAUGGGAAUUGCAAUUCGAGUGCAAAAGCUGUCACCUUUCUUGUUGUUCGACAUAG
Acanthosepion pharaonis is the source of this 3225-nucleotide messenger RNA. NCBI's taxonomy places the organism in Eukaryota, Metazoa, Mollusca, Cephalopoda, Sepiida, Sepiidae. The record is from the annotation of a GenBank genome assembly.